GCGUCGGAGCUGCUUCCUGGGCGCCGUGGGCGCUGACUGCGCGGGCUGCGCGGGUGCUGAGGAGCGCGAAGCGCGGGGACGGCGCACCUGGGGUGGCCCUGGCGUGCGGGCGGCGACAUGGAGGACGGCGUGCUCAAGGAGGGCUUCCUGGUCAAGAGGGGCCACAUUGUCCACAACUGGAAGGCGCGAUGGUUCAUCCUUCGGCAGAACACGCUGGUGUACUACAAGCUUGAGGGAGGUCGGAGAGUGACCCCUCCCAAGGGCCGGAUCUUCUUGGAUGGCUGCACCAUCACCUGCCCCUGCCUGGAGUAUGAAAACCGACCGCUCCUCAUUAAGCUGAAGACUCAAACAUCCACAGAGUACUUCCUGGAGGCCUGUUCUCGAGAGGAGCGGGAUGCCUGGGCCUUUGAGAUAACCGGGGCUAUUCACGCAGGGCAGCCGGGGAAGGUCCAGCAGCUGCACAGCCUGAGAAACUCCUUCAAGCUGCCCCCGCACAUCAGCCUGCAUCGCAUUGUGGACAAGAUGCAUGAUAGCAGCACUGGAAUCCGUUCAAGCCCCAACAUGGAGCAGGGAAGCACCUACAAAAAGACCUUCCUCGGCUCCUCCCUGGUGGACUGGCUCAUCUCCAACAGCUUUGUGGCCAGCCGUCUGGAGGCGGUGACCCUGGCCUCCAUGCUCAUGGAGGAGAACUUCCUCAGGCCGGUGGGUGUCCGAAGCAUGGGAGCCAUUCGCUCUGGAGAUCUGGCCGAGCAGUUCCUGGAUGACUCCACAGCCCUGUAUACUUUCGCUGAGAGCUACAAAAAGAAGAUAAGCCCCAAGGAAGAAAUUAACCUGAGCACUGUGGAGUUAAGUGGCACGGUGGUGAAACAAGGCUACCUGGCCAAGCAGGGGCACAAGAGGAAGAACUGGAAGGUGCGCCGCUUUGUUCUGAGGAAGGAUCCAGCUUUCCUGCAUUACUACGACCCUUCCAAAGAAGAGAACAGGCCAGUGGGUGGGUUUUCUCUUCGUGGUUCACUCGUGUCUGCUCUGGAGGAUAAUGGCGUUCCCACUGGGGUUAAAGGGAAUGUCCAGGGAAACCUCUUCAAAGUGAUUACUAAGGAUGACACACACUAUUACAUUCAGGCCAGCAGCAAGGCUGAGCGAGCUGAGUGGAUUGAAGCUAUCAAAAAGCUAACAUGACAAGGACCUGAGGGAACCAGGAUUCCUCCCUCCUACCAGAUGACACAGACAGGAAUUCCUGGAGAAUGGGAGUGUGUUAAGACUUUUGACUUCUUUGUAAGUUUUGUACUGCUUUGGAGAGUGAAUGCUGAAGAGUUCCUCAGAUUACAAACAGCAAUGGUGCCAUUUCCUUCCUCAUCUUCAUGUUACAAACCUGGAAAGGCUAGAACAGCCAUUAGGCGUCAGCAUCUUGACUUUUCCCCAGCAUCGCAAACAGCCAUUUCCUCGGGCACCAAAGUAGGUUCCCUUUGUUGGAACAAUUACACUGGCCAUGCCAUAAUGUUGAAUAAAACUCUCUUCUUAUGC
This is a messenger RNA of Piliocolobus tephrosceles (Ugandan red Colobus), 1524 nucleotides long. RefSeq names its product pleckstrin 2 (gene PLEK2). Gene Ontology annotation, biological process: actin cytoskeleton organization; intracellular signal transduction. NCBI's taxonomy places the organism in Eukaryota, Metazoa, Chordata, Mammalia, Primates, Cercopithecidae. The transcript is spliced from 9 exons. Gene Ontology annotation, cellular component: plasma membrane. The coding region runs from base 118 to 1179 and encodes 353 amino acids. The record is from RefSeq and is a predicted model, not a curated record.